Messenger RNA from Planococcus citri (citrus mealybug), 3706 nucleotides. It is a transcript of the gene Mer, whose product is annotated as ezrin/radixin/moesin family protein merlin. The coding region runs from base 359 to 2182 and encodes 607 amino acids. Gene Ontology annotation, cellular component: filopodium; adherens junction; cytoskeleton. The record is from RefSeq and is a predicted model, not a curated record. The transcript has 12 exons. Gene Ontology annotation, biological process: regulation of organelle assembly; regulation of gliogenesis; positive regulation of protein localization to early endosome. Lineage: Eukaryota; Metazoa; Arthropoda; Insecta; Hemiptera; Pseudococcidae. Gene Ontology annotation, molecular function: integrin binding; actin binding.
AUGAACUGAAACUUUUCAGAAAAUUUUAAAAGUUGAACUGUUGAAGUCAAUGGGGAUUGGGGAUUGAAAAAAUUCUUCAGAAAAUUCGAAAGUACCAAAGUGGCUUGUGUUGUGGUGUUUCAAAUUCGGAAUAUUUUUGAAGUAUCAGAUUGGAAAAUGAUUUGAAAUUGUUUGAUGUUUCGCAUUACUGUUUUGCUCUUCGCUCUUCAUCUAUUUGAGCGUAUGAUUUCAUUUUCAAUCAAAUUUGUUUAUCAACUUGAUAUGUUGUGUUGUUUUUCGCGUGUUUACGUAUUUUCAUCUGAUUUUGCUGUUGUGUGAAUUUUAAGUCAUGUUUUAAGCAAUGAAUUUUUAAACCACCAUGAAACAAAAGAUGCCACCAUUCAGACGAAAGAAAACCAAAACAUUCCCGGUUAAAGUAUGUACGCUAGAUGCAGAAUUAGAGUUCAAUCUUGAAAACAAAGCCAGUGGACGUGAAUUAUUUGAUUUAGUAUGCCGCACUAUUGGCCUCAGAGAAACGUGGUAUUUCGGUUUGCAAUUUCUAGACAACAAAGGUUUCAUAUCUUGGUUAAAAUUUGAUAAAAAAGUUUUGGAUCAGAAUAUAGCACAAGAAUCGCCCGCUACUUUCAUGUUCCUGGUGAAAUUUUACCCGGAGGAUGUCGCCGAAGAGUUGGUACAAGAAGUAACUCAACAUUUAUUCUUCCUCCAGGUUAAACAAUCUAUUUUGACCUGUGACAGUUAUUGUCCCCCAGAAGCGUCUGUGUUACUCGCUUCUUAUGCUGUUCAAGCCAAAUAUGGAGAUUACGAUGAAGCAAUGUAUAAACCAGGUAAUGGGAUGUUGCCCAUUGAAGAAUUAUUACCGCAGAGAGUCAUCGACCAAUAUCAAAUGACACCACAAAUGUGGCAAGAUAGGAUCAAAAUUUGGUACGCUGAUCAUCGAGGAAUGUCUCAAGAUGAGGCUGAAAUGGAAUAUUUGAAAAUAGCUCAAGAUCUAGAUAUGUACGGUGUGAAUUAUUUCCCCAUCAGUAAUAAAAAAGAAACCGAUUUAUGGCUGGGAGUUACCGCUUUAGGAUUAAAUAUCUACGAAAAAAAUAAUAAACUGCAACCAAAAACCACAUUUCCAUGGUCUGAAAUUCGGCAUAUCAGUUUUGACGAUAAGAAAUUCAUAAUAAAACCCAUUCAAAAAUCCGCUCCUAAUUUUGUAUUUUUUUCGCAAAAAGUCAGGAUGAAUAAACUUAUAUUAGAUUUGUGCAUCGGUAAUCAUGAUUUAUUUAUGAAACGUAGAAAACCGGACUCUAUGGAAGUGCAACAAAUGAAAGCUCAAGCCAAAGAAGAGAAAGCAAGGCGAUCUCGAGAACGUAAUAAACUAGCUCGAGAAAAACAAUUAAGAGAAGCAGCUGAAAGGGAAAAAGCAGCUAUGGAACAAAGGUUAAUUCAAUAUCAAGAAGAAAUACGACUAGCGAACGAAGCAUUAAGAAGAUCAGAAGAAACUGCUGAUUUAUUAGCAGAAAAAUCUCGUGUAGCUGAAGAAGAAGCGCUAUUAUUAGGCCAGAAAGCCUCCGAAGCUGAACACGAAAUCACCAGAAUCCGCUUAACUGCGUUGAAGACCGAAGAAGAGAAAGUUCAACUUGAACGUAAAACUCGCGAAGCUGAACAGUUAACUGCUAGACUAGUGGAUGAGUCCGAACGUAGAGCGGCUGAAGCUAAUAGGCUCAAAGAAGAAUUAUUAAAGGCCAGAUUAGCCGAAAAACAAGCUAAAGAGAAGUUACUCGAGUUCCUAUCUCAUAAUUACAUCAACACUAAUGCUCAAAAUCUGUACGCAAGUCCUAGUCCUAUUUUAACUGUUCAAUCGGAUCUUCAUACGUUACGUUUAGACUCAGAAAAUACUGCAUUGUCAGUUUCCGAUCUAACAUCGUACGAUCUUAUUGCGGAAAAUGACAUGCAGCAACUUUCCCUCGAAAUUGAAAAAGAAAGAGUGGACUAUUUGGAAAAAAGUAAACAUCUUCAAGACCAGUUGAGAGACCUUAGGUCAGAAAUUGAAGUGUUAAAAGUUGGCGAGAAGCAAUCAGAAUUCGAUAUUAUUCACGACGAACAAGUUAGAAUGGGCGAAAAUAAAUAUUCAACGCUUAAAAGGGUAAAAUCGGGCUCAACCAAAUCACGUGUUGCAUUUUUUGAAGAAUUAUAGCCUGAUUAGUUUUUAGGUAAACUGAAAAAAUUUGAAAUGAGCUCAUACUUAAUGUUGGUUAAGCAGCUUACAAAACUUGAUUGUAGCAUGAUUGAUAAUUUUGUUACUCUUAUACAAAGUGCCUUAAUAUUCGUAUUUUUUUGAAAGAAUCAAAUUAGGACACUUACACGUACCAAGGUAUACUUAUAUGUUGCGUCUCGUUUUAUUAAGUUUUUUUUUUUCUAUUUCAUUUGUAAUUAUUUAUUGUGAUGAACGUAAGUACUGGAUUAAUCAAAACUCAUAAUAGUGAGGUGUUUUUUAACUUUUCGAAAAUUAUGUUACUCUGAUUCAAACAUCAUCAUUUUUAUUUCUUUUAUUGCCUACUUAAAUGUAUUACGGAUGUGAAUUUUUAAGAUUGGUGUUUAUUCAACUUUCAACGUUUUGAUCUUUAUCAAUUUUUUUAAUAACUAGGUACCUUUAUUCAUUUUCUAGUGUUAUAUCGAGGAAUAAUAUGUAUUAUAUAUAUUUAUUGCGAGUUGAAAAGGGAGAUUUCAAAUCAUAUUACGGAAAAACUCAUUUUACCAUUAUUAUAAUUAGAUUUUUAUGACUUAGGUAUGAUGUUUUCUUUUUCAUGAUUAUAAACGACGACCUUUUAUAUGUGAUGAGACAUUUAGUUGUAAAUGCAUCAGCACUAUUUUAUGAUACUGAUUUUUUGAAACUUGAUUUCAUUAUCGAAAUUUAGUUAUUCACGAAGAGACACGAAAACAUUUUUAAUUUACCGAUAAACGUUACCGCUUGUUGUUGCUUUUAAUUUUUGUUUCAUCAGUUUUAUAAUGGUUUAAAGUCUCGAAUAGAGUAGAGUAGGUAUUACGUUAACUAGCAUUCGUGGUUUUGAUUAUGUAUGAUUUAGCAGUUAUGCUGUUGUUUAAAAGGUUUGAAAACUUAUUUUUAGUUGAACAGUCGAAAGCAUUCCGUUACACUUAAUUUUAUGUACAUUAUGAUGAACGCUUGAGGAAUUCGUUCAAAUUGAAAACAGUUACAUCGUUAAAUAAACAUAACUACUUAACGGUUUAUUUUAAUUAUAUGUAUGUUCUAUUUAUCGUUUUCUAAAUUUCCCGAUAAGAUAUUAAAUUACUAUUAGAAGCAUUCUUACAUUCGUAUUGGAUAAUUUUGAUACUUAAAAAUCCAUCAGUGAAUGAUUCUUGCCGAAAUUUUCAUUGUUUACUGGAAAAUGGAAGUAUUGAAAUGGGAGUUUUUCGUAUCGAGCACACUUGAUUUUUAAUUUUUAGAAACUUGACUCAUAGUAGUUUAUUCUAAUGCGCUGGCUAAAUUAAUCUCGAAUGCGUAGAACAUAUUAUGCUUAAAGCAGAAUUUUGUGCGCGAUUAUUAAUAAUUUAUUUUACAGUUCAUUACUUUACGCAUCGCUGGUUUUGAUUACAUAUAUACAUGUAUAUGAUUGUUGGAUUGUAAGUUUUUCAAAUAAAAUUGUUCAUUUUUUAAUAUCGUAGGAAUCCCUGAUUAGAAAAAUAAAACAAUUUUUCCUAA